AUGGCGCGCGCGGACGCGACGCGAGACGGCGACGCGUCGGAUGCGAAGCGACGCGCGCUGCGCGACGCGUGCACGUCGAACGCGAUGCGCGCGAUGGACGAAAACGCGCACGAGAGCGCGCUGCGAUGGAUUUCUCUGGCGCUGGCGCGACACGAGAUGGACGACGGAGGCGCGAUGCGCGCGGCGGGAGGCACGAGCGAUGGAUGGCGACGAGACGCGAUCGAUUUCGUCGUCAAGGGGGACGCGCUGAUGGGGAGAGGAGACGUCAGGGGGGGGGCGGCGGCGUAUAGAAGCGCGCGAGCGCUCGCGAGACGAGUCGAACGCGCGAGAGAGACGACGAACGCGUGUGGAAAGUUCGAAUGCGUGGACGCGGAUGAGGUGUCGAUGAAAUUAGCGCGCGCGUUGGUGCGAAUCGGAGGCGCGGAGUCGCUGAAGGCGGCGAUGGCGUGCUUGGAGGAGACGCCGGCGGCGAAGCGAACGCUGGAGAAUAGACUGCUGGCGGCGAAAAUCGCGCGGAGCGAAGGGCACGAUCGAGCGGCGGUGAUGGCGUACAAAGAGGUGCUCGUGAAGUGGCCGUUCGCGAUCGAGGCCGUGGUCGCGCUGGCGGAGCUCGGGGUGAAGGCGGUGGAUACGCGACACGCGAUUCGCAAGGCGGCGGCGGACGCAGAGGCGGAGGGCGAAGAUUUUGCAGUUCUGGAGGCGUACACCACGGCGUACGGCGCGUUAGAGGCGGAAGAUUACGUGACCGCACAAAACGCUGUGGCGCAAAUGACGCGCGCGUUUCCAUAUGAUCCCUACGUGGCGGGCGUAAAAGCGCGCACGGACGCCGCCGAUGGCAGAGACGUCGACGCAGCGAUUCGCGAAUACGCCGCUAUACGCGCGAUGGAUCCACACUUCGUCGAAGGAAUGGACGAAUACGGAUUGAUUUUGUACGACUUUGGUGAGAAGCGCGCGUUGGAGGCGUUGAGCUCUGAGAUGUUACGAUUGACGCCUCACGCCGCGGAGUCGUGGACGUGCGUGGCGCUAUACUUUGACACCAAGCUCAGCGGUCGCGAGCAUCACAGCGGUCGCGAUGACGCCCUCGUCGCGGCGGAAAAGGCUGUACAAAUAAAUCCGCGCUCGCAUGUCGCACAUUUAGUGUUGGGAUCUCUUUAUCUCAAAGGUAACCGCUACAAGGCUGCCGUCCGCGCGUUUAAUCAGUGCAACGCCAUCAAGGUUUCGAUGAAGGCUUACCACGGAUUGGUCAAGUCGUAUCUUGCGUUGGGAUCGAUGGCGAACGCUAUGAUGUGUGCCAGACAGGCGCACAAGCGAAGUCCGCAAAACGCGGUCGCGUGGAGCUUGCUCGGGGACGUCCACGCGAAGAACAAGGACCAGUACGACAAGGCGAUCAAGGCGUACGAGCAGGCGCUCGCGUACAAUCCGCGCCUCGUGCGCGCCGUGAAAGCGCUCGCGGCGUUGAACAUCAGAAUAGGCAAAGUACACGUCGCUCGGGCGAUUUUGCAGCGACAGCUCGACGACUAUCAACCUUCGGAUGAGGAUGAACUCAUUCAGCUGUAUUGCCGCCUAGCGCAGGCAUUGAUGUUAUCACGGCAAACGGCGGAGAGCGUCAAGUAUUACACGCGCGCUUUGGCGAUUCGACCGGAUUGUGUCAUCGCUCAAAAGGCGUUGGAAAAGUUCGAGCAGACUAGGAACCCAGAAUUUGCGGCGACAAUGUCGGACGAUGAAGAUGAAGGCGAUGAGGCGAUGGAUGAAGACUUGCGAGACGACAUGUCUCGUGGAAGCGGCGGGGACUGGAUGGAACGCGAGGCGGCAUGA
Messenger RNA from Ostreococcus lucimarinus CCE9901, 1815 nucleotides. RefSeq lists its product with no specific name. Gene Ontology annotation, biological process: cell division. The transcript has a single exon. Bases 1 to 1815 code for a protein of 604 amino acids. Gene Ontology annotation, molecular function: protein binding. NCBI's taxonomy places the organism in Eukaryota, Viridiplantae, Chlorophyta, Mamiellophyceae, Mamiellales, Bathycoccaceae. The record is from RefSeq and is a predicted model, not a curated record.